AUGGCGACUCCGCCUCCCGAGGCUCCUCCUGUGCUUAAGGAGGAGAAAACCCAGCUCCCUCCAUCUCCUACGGCGCCUGAUGUUGCGCCUACCAGUGCGACCACCGAUGUCAAGAUGGCCGGUAUGGAUACCCCUAUCGAAAACAACACAGCCGUAGUCAAUGGUAAUGGCCAUGCGCCUGCUGCUUCUACCAACGGAACAGGCAGUGCUGUAUCUCCCCCCAAAUCACCCGCCCCCGUUGUCGACGCAUCAGCUGCUCCCGCGCCAGCCCACGAUACCCCUGCCGAGCCCACCGUGCACGACCAGAAGCGAUCCGAAGCGGCGACCCCAGCUCAGUCGCAAGCUCCCGAAUCCGUGAUUCCCGCUGAGAAAGUUGAGGAGGAUAAGGCUACCCCUAAGGAGCCGGCUCCUACUCCUGUUGGCGCUUCGGCAGGUUCAUUUGAUGGGACAAAUGAUAUUGAAAUGCGACUUGAUGGUCCAUCAGAUGCGCCUGCAGCACAGCCUUUGAAAACAGAACUUCCUCAUCACCCUACUACAGAGUCUGCGACCCCAGCCCUGCCACCCCUUCGGACAGAUUAUGAAAUGAAAGAUGCACCCAUUGCACCCCCUUCCCCAUCCAAAGCCUCCCGCGAACGCUCGGAAGAUCGCGCCGAAGAACCUGCGGCCAAGCGUACCAAGGUGACCAGCGAAAAUGGAACACCCGCCAUCAAGCUUCAGGAAGCGCCCAAACCCGCCGCUGAGAACCCCCGCUCCAGCCAGUCUGGCGUCACUAAGGUGCAACACAAAUUCCUUACGAAGUGCGUCUCGAGCUUGAAGCGCAUGCACGACUCACGCUUCUAUCGCGAACCCGUGGAUCCUGCGAAGCUGAACAUCCCAAACUACACUCAAGUCAUUACCCGACCCAUGGAUUUGAGUACAAUCGAGAGCAAACUGAAGGACAAUUUGUACACUUCCCCACAGGCUUUUGAGGAGGAUUUCGCUUUGAUGGUCAACAACUCUAUGACCUUCAAUGGCCCGGAUCACCUGGUUACCAUGGAGGGUGUCAAGCUGAAGAAAACUCUCGAUAAGCAGAUGCUCAGCCUUCCUAAGGCUGAUGAGGUGGAAGAAAAGAAGCCCAAGAAAUCUUCUGAUAAAACUUCAGCUCCACGACGGGAGCCUCGCACCUCCCUUGGCAGCCAAACCGUCAAGGCAGCCUCACCCCAGAGUGCUCCCACUACUUUUGCGCUGGGUCCUGAGGGCUUGCCUACUAUUCGUCGCGACUCAUUCAACCCCGAUGGUCGCCCAAAGCGCUCUAUCCACCCUCCUAAGCGGGACCUGCCGUAUUCCACCAAACCAAAGAAGAAGAAAUAUCUUUGGGAGUUGCGGUUUUGUCAGGAAGUCUUGGAUGAACUCCACAAGCCCAAGCAUCAACUUAUUGCACUUGCUUUCUACUACCCCGUGGACCCCGUUGCCCUCAACAUUCCAACCUAUCACAACGUGAUUAAAAAGCCGAUGGACUUGAUGACUAUUCAAAGCAAGCUCAAGACUGGCCAGUAUGAGAAUGCCAAGGAGUUCGAAUCAGACAUCCGCUUGAUGUUUAAGAACUGUUGGCGGUUCAACCUCAAGGGAGAUCCGACAUACCUAGCUGGCGAGAGCCUAUCAGAGGUUUUUGAUAAGAAGUGGAGAGAAUUGCCGGCAUUCCUCGAGAAGCAUGACCCUCCCCAUGAGCAGGAAGCUGAUUCGGACGAAGAAGAAAGCGAGGAAGAUGCGGAAGAGAGCGAGAACGAGGAUAACGAGAAACUCAGCUUGCUGCAGAAGCAGAUCGCAGAGAUGUCGCGUCAGGUGGAGAUGAUCACGCAAAGGAAGAAAAAGACACCCCCAGCUAAGAAGGCUAGCAAGCCUAAGUCGGGCAAGAAGGAAGUCAAGAAGAGCGGCAGUACUAGUGGCAAGAAAGACAAGAAGAGCAGCAGCAGUGGUAAGAGCUUCAAGGAUAAGACGCGCUUCGUGUCUUAUCAUGAAAAGCAGAUCAUCUCCAAUGGGAUCAGUAGCCUUCCCGACAAGAAGAUGCAUGAGGCUCUUGGAAUUAUCCAGAGUAACGUUCCUGCUCUCAAGGGUACCCAAGAGGCCGAGAUCGAGCUCGAUAUCGAUGAACUACCGAACCCUGUUUUGCUGUUGCUUCUUGAUUACGUCAAGAAGAACGUUCCAAACAUCAUGGAUGACGAGGAUAAUGCCCCGACUGCUGGGUAUGCGGCCCCUAAGCCGAAAAAGAAUAAGCCGAUGAGCAGCAACGAGCAAGAGGCCCGGAUUAAUACGCUUCAGAGCAAUCUUUCCCGGUUCUCUGAUGGAGGUGCCCCUAUGCCAUCGGUCGAGCAUAACGAGUCCAGCGAGGAUGAGUCGGACGAGGAUUCGGAGGAAAGCGAGGAGGAGUGA
Penicillium verhagenii is the source of this 2409-nucleotide messenger RNA. RefSeq names its product putative transcription regulator BDF1. Gene Ontology annotation, cellular component: nucleus; chromatin. Gene Ontology annotation, biological process: regulation of DNA-templated transcription; chromatin remodeling. The record is from RefSeq and is a predicted model, not a curated record. Bases 1 to 2409 code for a protein of 802 amino acids. The transcript is spliced from 3 exons. NCBI's taxonomy places the organism in Eukaryota, Fungi, Ascomycota, Eurotiomycetes, Eurotiales, Aspergillaceae.